GAGGAUGUCCAGAAAGGGUGACCGCGGAGGCGAAGAGAGUUAGUUGCUUGUGUUAGCGGAUUGCAGAGGUCCCUGAGCCGGUCCCAGUGGCUGCAGAGCAGAGGGCAGGCCGAGGGGGCCGAGGAGCGAAGGGAUGAUGGCUGACGAGUGAAAAGGAGGAUUUUGAGAUACGCGUUGCUCGAACAACGAAGUGGAGGGGCGGAGAUGUUGUUCUUGUAAAGCUCUCGUGGAAGAGAAUUUCCCGAGUGGAGUGAGCUUGUGUGAGAUUGAGCUCAGGAGUGAAGUAACGAGUUACAGGACAAGUUGCCCGGGCCCCGGGCGAUUAGAUUUGAUCCACAGGUCGGGGAGGGAAGGCAGGCAGGCAGGCGGCAGUCGGAACAUACGCGAGAAAGUGUGACUAUGGAGAUUGUGUCGCAUCCUGUUUCUCGAGGAGCUAGCACUCGUGCACUUAGUCGAUCCAGGCGAUUUGGAAGGGAGAGGAAUGGAUAAUAGAAGUACCUGAAUUGGUCACAGCUGACAUCAGAAGCUCUUGUACCAAAAGCGGUAGCAUUAGUUUUAGAGCAGGAGCUUCUGCGGGUUACAUUCGCAGUUUUGGUGUUUGUUUUCUGCUCUUUAGAGGUCAGUGAAGAUGGGGAUGAUGGAGAUGGUCUUGAAGCAUCCAGAAGAGCUUCCAGCAUUGUUGAAACUGCAGCUCGCAUCUAUGCAGGCAACCAGGUUCCUGCCGCCGGAACCGCAUUGGGCAUUUUGCUAUAAGAUGUUGCAGAAUGUGUCCCGCAGCUUCGCAAUUGUCAUCCACCAAUUGGGUCCUGAGCUACGCAACGCUAUUUGUGUCUUCUACCUCGUCCUCCGAGGCCUUGACACAGUUGAGGAUGAUAUGGCUAUACCAAUCGACACGAAGGUUCCAAUUCUCAAAGCCUUUCAUGAGCACAUCUAUGACACUUCAUGGCAUUUCAUCUGUGGGGAGAAAGAUUACAAGGAUCUAAUGACUGGUUUUCAUCACGUUUCCACGGCAUUCUUAUCGCUUGCCAAAGGGUAUCAAGAAGUUAUCUCUGAAAUGACACAGCGAAUGGGGAACGGGAUGGCCAAGUUCAUCGAAGUAGAGGUAGAGACCAUCGCAGACUAUGACGAAUACUGUCAUUAUGUGGCUGGGAUUGUCGGACUUGGACUGACUCGACUCUUUUACGCCGCGGGACUGGAGGAUUUUGCUUUGGAUGUACUUUCAAACUCUAUGGGUUUGUUUCUCCAGAAAACAAACAUUAUACGAGAUUACUUGGAAGACAUCAACGAAAUACCUGCACCUCGUAUGUUUUGGCCUCGUGAAAUCUGGGGCAGAUAUGGGACGGCACUUGAGGUCUUCAAAGAGGAGGACCGAUCUGAAGAUGCUCUGCGCUGUCUGAAUGAUAUGAUUACCAAUGCUCUCAAGCAUGGUCCCGAGUGUUUGCAGUACAUGUCCGCCUUGCGUGAUCCUGCAAUUUUCCGGUUCUGUGCUAUUCCUCAGGUUAUGGCGAUAGGCACGUUGGCUCUCUGCUACAACAACAUUCAUGUCUUCAGAGGAGUUGUCAAAAUUCGUCGAGGACUUACUGCAAAAAUUAUGGAGGGCACCAAGACAAUGUCCGAUGUCUACGCUGCAUUCGAUGAUUUUAGCGGAAUUCUAGCAGCGAAGAUCGAUAAGUCUGAUCCUUCAGCAGUUCUGACACAAAGAUACGUUGAUGAGAUUCGAACAGCUUGCAAAGCCCGUUUUCUCAACAAAACCAAGAGAAAAACUUUCUCAAUUGAAAGCAAGACGGGUCAUGAGAUAUGUCUGGUUUUGGCUAUAUUGCUCCUCGCGUUAAUAAUGAUCCUGAUAGUAUGGCGCUGAGGAACUUUCAAGAAUGUGUUCUUUCGACUUAAGCAUUUCCUUUAUCUCAAGUGUGCUGCAGGAUGUCACGGAGAAGUUUUAGAGCCCUUUCGUAGAGUUGGACUGCCAAUAUGUGCCAGUUCAGGGACAUUCUUGUGUGGUCUGAUUUUUUUUGUAUAUUAGCUCCUGACAUCGAAUUCGCACGCUACUCGAAAUUAGUUAACAGUGGACGUUGGUUCUAUUGUGCCAUUUCCUGUUACAUUUUAUGUCAACUGUCAUCCAGUGCAGAGCCGAGAGUAGUUUCUUGUGGAAUGGAGUACAUUCUUAUGGUAGGCAAAAACACAUCGUACAGGUCCAAUCUACCUUUUAAACAGCAGUCAGAACCGAUCCAUGCCCCUGUCCACUCGUCUUGAAAGAGCUUCGUCCACGUUUUUGCUACUGAUUCUUUCUUUGCUACUGGCAUCUGGAUCACAUGCGGGGAAACACUUCAGUUCAAAGUUGCCACCAUCUUCCACCACUUUUUGGAUACAUGAUUUGCUCUGCUCUGCAGUCUCUUAUGCCUUCACAUGAUUCAAAAAAGCUGUUGAGCAGAUCAUGGUUAAUGGGCAGAGAUAACGCAUGUUCGCAUACCAAUAACAGCGAGGCUUUUACUUUGUGCUAGUAGGUGGGCUUCGAUUCCCCAAGUUGGCUCACGGAUUUAGUUACAUCUUUGGAAUGUUCAGUGGAUAUUCAUCUGAAAUCUCGAUGUCCUCCAGAAGUUCGAAUCGUUGCAUCAUAUAGGGCAUUUCGUAGUGUUGUGUGAUAUCAUCCCUUUUUCCCCAGAGGAUGAUCGUGGCGCAACUUUUAGGCCGUCUUGUUGGUAGAAAGUUGGACAGGACGUAAGAACCCUUCUAUCAACGACCUGCUGUUGGUUCUGGAUCAUUUUAAAGAAAACGAUCAAACUGCUUUGCUGAAAAAUUCAUUCCAUACAACUAGCUUCAAUAAUUCAGCUCGUCCAUCUGCCACUUGUCGUCGUCCUACGCUCUCCUGAGCUAUGGGGGUUUCUGUUAUCUUUGGCGUUCUCAAGCUUCCUCCUAUGAGUAAUAACUCAGGGCCUCUCUGGUUUCGGAAA
Molecule: messenger RNA, 2948 nt
Organism: Marchantia polymorpha subsp. ruderalis
Lineage: Eukaryota; Viridiplantae; Streptophyta; Marchantiopsida; Marchantiales; Marchantiaceae
Source: the annotation of a GenBank genome assembly